CCGAAAGAGGCGAUGUGGCUGCCAUGCAGCGCGCCGCCUUGCUUGAACUGUGGCGCCACUGGAUUCUGGAUGCUUCGCCCCUCAGUUCACUGAAACGUGCAAGACAGCUCACAAUCAUAGGCAGGAAUGACUGGGGAGAGGUGAUUACUGAUCAGCUAGGAGCUGUCAAGGUGACGUCGAUCAGGGCCGUGCUCGUCACAGGGUAGCCCCUUUGCACCUUCGCUUUUGAGGCUGCUGUGCAAUUCGAUCGCCACUUCAUAUCGCCCCUUUGAGCAUUGAUUGAAGCACGUUCCUUGCUCGGCAUUGCUCUGAGACCGCUCAAUCACAGCAGCAUUGUUGCAUUCGGAGACCUUCUAUCGAAGAAGAAGCUGUUCACCAGCUUUGGAGACUCGCAUUUUGUUUCUAAACUCUUAAGACACAGCUUGCGAGCAGAUUUCAAUCCUGGAGCGGGUCAUAGGAAAGGUCACUGAGACAGUGUCCAGAAUGGCUGUGGGCUCGUCGAACGGAUCGGCCAAUGGCGCGGCGCCAAAUGGCGCCCACGUGAAGGGAAUGUCGGACGGGGCCGCUUCGGCGGACAAUCCGAGAGUGGGCAGCGAUGGGAAGACUCCUCUGCUCACCACUGGAGGGGGACACCCCGUGUCUGAUGACAACAACAGUGUGUCGAUCGGGGGCCGCGGUCAGCUACUGCUGGAGGACUUCCAUUUGCUGGACAAGCUUGCGCAUUUCGAUAGGGAGCGCAUCCCGGAGCGCGUUGUCCACGCAAACGGAUCUGGCGCCCACGGUUACUUCGAAGUCACACAGGACGUAAGUGACCUGUGCAAGGCCGCUUUCUUAAGCGAGGUCGGCAAGCGGAUCCCCGUGCUGUCGCGCUUCUCCACAGUUGGGCUGGAGUCCGGGUCUGCGGACACUGUGCGUGACCCACGUGGUUUCUCCGUCAAGUUCUACACUGAGGAGGGCAUCUGGGAUAUGGUGGGCAACAACACGCCCAUCUUCUUCAUGCGCGACCCCAUCAAGUUUCCCGACUUCAUCCACACACAGAAGCGCCACCCGUCCAAGCACGUCAAGGACCCGGACGUCUUCUGGGACUUUCUCACGCUCACACCGGAGUCCUUCCACCAGGUUCUCAUUCUCUUCAGCCCCCGCGGUGUGCCUGACGGUUACCGCCACAUGAACGGGUACGGCAGCCACACGUUCAAGUGGGUUAACAAGGAGGGUCAGGCGAACUGGGUCAAGUUCCAUUUCAAGACUGACCAGGGCAUCAAGAACCUGACGCACGAGGAGGGUGUCAAGCUGGCCGGAAUUGACCCCGACUACGCUAAGAAGGAUUUGUACAACUCCAUCGAGGCUGGCGAUUUCCCGUCCUGGACCUUCUUUGUCCAGGUAAUGAGUCUGGAACAGGCGGAGACUUUCAAGUGGGAUCCCUUCGACUUGACCAAGGUCUGGCCGCACAAGGAGUUCCCGUUGCGGGAAGUGGGUCGGUUUACGCUGGACCGUAACCCGACCAACUAUUUUAACGAGAUUGAGCAGGCGGCCUACUCCCCGGCGCACAUGCCCCCGGGCAUUGAGGCGUCCCCCGACCGAAUGCUGCAGGCGCGUCUGUUUAGUUACGACGAUACGGCCCGACAUAGGCUGGGUCCAAAUUACCUGCUGCUGCCCAUCAACCGUUGCCCCUUCGCGAAGGCGCAGACGUAUCAGAGCGACGGUUUCAUGCAAGUGGGCGAUAACGGCGGUUCCGGCCCCAACUAUUACCCCAACAGCCGGGAGCUCUGGCCCAACGCCCCGAGGCCCGAUCCCGCACAAGCCAACCCCGAGCCCUUCCCGGUGGAAGGUGGUCUGGCCGGUCGGUACCCUAACAAGAAGUGGGUUGACCAGAACGACUGGGACCAGCCGCAGAUGCUGUGGAAGACGAUGUCGAAGGAGGACCAGGAGCAGACGCUGUCCAAUAUCGCGGGGCACCUGCAGGGCGCGCAGGAAUUUAUCCAGAAGCGCGCGAUUGCGCUGUUCGGAAAGAUCGACCCGGAAAUGGAGGAGGGGCUCCAGGCGAUACUGCCGGAGAAGAAGAAGAGCGACGAGCCGUACACGAUGACGGCGUAGAGAAAUCGACGGUGGAGAUUGGCUGAAUUUGACUGUUCGGGGACACAGAACACUCAAAUCCAGAUUGGUUGUAAGAGAUUCGAAAAGCGGCGUUAUGGCCGUAGGGAAUGGUCGGUGAGAAAAAGGGCUAAAGUUUAAAACGUGACGCCCAAGGGCGAAAUCGUCAUUGGGGUGUACGUCUUCGCCAAUUGAUGGUGGUUUGUAAAAGUGAGGGGCUACGUGGAAAUUAUAGAGCGAGCCGUGCAGACGGCUUAGAGAGACUUCCAAAGUGGGGACUGAUGUCAAGCUCAGAGUUAGAUGUAGUAUAUUCUUAAGUGUAAGAGGGGGCUGAUCGAAAGAAAAUCGAGAAUUUUUAGCAAAACAAUUCUCUGCAUGCCUCGAUUUUGGGAACUUCCCUAAAACAAAAAAGUGUUUUAGAUGGUCUAAUGAAAGUAAGAAUUGAUUACAAGCAAAACAGGGUACGCAAAGAGGUUGAGAGAAAGUUCCGACUUUGAGAGAAAGUUCGACCUUGCACGCAUCGCUCCGAAAAUAAUCUGCAAGCUCAAAUCUCACGCAAUUCAUGCAGAUUUUUUGGAUUAAGUGUGAAGUAAACCCCGAUCGAGUAUAAUGCACGAUCCAGCUAUCUUACCUGCG
This is a messenger RNA of Klebsormidium nitens, 2727 nucleotides long. Lineage: Eukaryota; Viridiplantae; Streptophyta; Klebsormidiophyceae; Klebsormidiales; Klebsormidiaceae. The record is from the annotation of a GenBank genome assembly.